UUGUAGUAAUCGCCCCUUACAGCGCAGUUGGGGUAAUGAUAUAUACUUAGCAAAUACUGAGGCUUUGUGUCGUAUUUGUUCUGCACGAUCACACUACAGGGCGUCGACUUUCACGUGGGGAGAGUCCUAAAAUAGCCCGGCCAGACGCCACGGUCCUUCCGCAGUCCUAGCGAGAAAAAUACCUCAUCCAACAACUCAAGAAACAAACCUUCAGGCAAACAAAACAACCUUGUGUGAGUCGUUCGAUGACCGGAAACGGAAGUGACGUACCUGGGUCAGGUGGCCGCGGGUUGGCGGCUUGUGCCCUCCCGACGUCACCCGGCCAGAUAACCAAACAAUGACGAGAUGUCCUACGCAAACUUACCGGUCAAUUAUUCCAAUAACAGACCUGUCUCCGGGAGUCCAUAUUAGGGGCGGGAGUUCCUGUUAAUGACUCGCAUUAAGAUAUAAAAGUCGCCCCUCUUGUAGAGCCGAUCAGUUUAUUUGCGGAGAGCCCAGAAGGUCGCGGAGGGUAGAGACGCAGCCACCGGCUUUACUUUGAGAAAAGUUAACUUUUCAGUAAGCAAAUUAGCGCUAGGGUCCGAGAGGUGAACUUUAGACUUAACAGACAGAGCAGAACGCGUGGUAAACAUCCAGGGAAGAUGGCCAAGCUGGCGAGCUGGGCAGUUUUAGUUCUAGUCGCAGUUCUGACGAGAGAUGGUGGCAACGCCGCUCCAGUAACAGAGCGAGUCACCAACUUCAGCCAAAAGGACGACCCACUGAGUUACCUGGUGCAGUUUGGGUACGUGGAGAAGCCAGCUGACGGCAGACUGUCCAGUAUACGACAGGGUAGUCUCACACAGGCAGUCAGAGACUUCCAGAGGUUUGCUCAGCUCCCUGAGACAGGCGUGUUGGACGACAGGACUGUCGACAUGAUGAGGAAGCCUCGCUGUGGUGUGCGUGACGUCACACCGGCAGAGCGCCUGCGCAGAGACACGGGCUUCCAGAUCACAAGGAGCAAGAGAUACGCUUUUGCAGGAGACUACCGUUGGAAUAAGAAUGACCUGACCUACCGGAUAUGGAACUACACACCUGACCUUUCACCCUCCCAGGUCAGGGAGGCCAUCAGACGGGGCUUCCAGGUGUGGAGUGACGUCACACCGCUCAGGUUUCGCGAAACGACUAGUUCUAAUGCCGACAUCAACAUCCAGUUCUCCCGGUUUGACCACAGAGACGGGUACCCGUUCGACGGCAGAGGCGGUACCCUGGCCCACGCGUUCUACCCCGAAGACGGCCGAACACACUUCGACGAGGACGAACAGUGGACAGACGGGACGUACCAGGGCACAAACCUCUUCAUCGUCACUGCGCACGAGAUCGGACACGCCCUGGGCCUGGCCCACUCCUCGUACCCAGGGGCCCUCAUGGCGCCGUUCUACCAGGGCUACGACCCGAGCUUCAAGCUUCCCGUGGACGACACGCGCGGCAUUCAGCAGCUGUAUGGAAUGCCGGACGUAUCGAGGCCGCAGCCACCGGUCAGGCCCGACCCCCCGAGGCCCGAACCGCCUGUAAGGCCCGACCCCCCACGGCCCGAGCCCCCGGUACGGCCCGAGCCGCCCAGGCCCGGCCCCCCGAAGCCCAGACCCGAAGUGCCGGACACCUGUUCAUCGGACUUCGGAGCCAUCUCGAUGGGUCCAGACGGUUUGACCUACGCCUUCAAAGACAAGUACAUGUGGCGGAUCAACGACUACGGCGUGGAGCGAGGCUACCCCAAGCCUACCCGGGACCAGUGGCCCAAGCUGCCGCGCGGCAUCCAGGCCGCCGCCUACUCCCGCUGGAGCAGCAGGAUGUACUUCUUCAAGGGCGACCGUUACUGGCGUUACUAUGGUUACCAGCUGGAGUACGGCUACCCGAAGCACAUCGCGGGAACCGGUCUUCCCAAGAACCCCAAUGCAGCCUUCGUCUGGGGGGCCAACGGCAAGAUCUACAUCUUCAAGAGUAACCGUUACUACCGGUUUAACGAGUACACGGGCCGGGUGGACCCCGGCUACCCGAAGCGGAUCCGCCAGGCGUGGGGAGGGGUGCCGGACAGGAUAGACGCCGCGCUGCAGUGGCGCAACGGCAAGACCUACUUCUUCAAGGGAGACAGCUACUGGAGAUACGACGAUAACGCUAGGAAGGUCGAGUCAGGCUACCCCAGGUCCAAGGCCCUCGCCUGGAUGGGCUGCGGCAACCGCGCCAUCCCGGACAAACUCACCGUCCCAUCAGCCACCGCGCAGCGUGUCCCGGCAGGCACCGCGCCACGCCCACGUCACCGCAUGCGCAAGAACAGAGGCCAGCGUAUGGCACCCUAAAUGUACAUGAUUUUAGACUUCUUUCAUGACAGGGAUCAAUUCGUUCAAUAUUUGUAUAGAACUUAUAAUUCUAAUUCUUAAAGUACCAGUGUUGUGCUAUGAUAUUAAAUAGACGACGAUUUUCAGUUUAAUAGGCAGAAAAUAGCUCCCAAUUGCGCUGUGCGCUGUACUGAAAUGGGUGAUAUAUAUAUACACAUAUA
Branchiostoma belcheri (Belcher's lancelet) is the source of this 2533-nucleotide messenger RNA. Its product is annotated as matrix metalloproteinase-19-like. The record is from RefSeq and is a predicted model, not a curated record. NCBI's taxonomy places the organism in Eukaryota, Metazoa, Chordata, Leptocardii, Amphioxiformes, Branchiostomatidae. Gene Ontology annotation, molecular function: zinc ion binding; metalloendopeptidase activity. The transcript has 11 exons. Gene Ontology annotation, biological process: proteolysis; collagen catabolic process; extracellular matrix organization. Bases 642 to 2333 code for a protein of 563 amino acids. Gene Ontology annotation, cellular component: extracellular matrix.